AUGCAAACAAACCAUAGAGAAACAAGAAGCCCAACAAGCAGGAAGAGACCGUGCAUAUUUUGCUCACGUGUUCACUGGGAUAGUGAUUGUGAUAUCUAUUCAACGGUCAAAGGCCGAAUGAAGCGCCUCAAAACACUGAAGAAGUGUACAAUCUGCCUCAAAGAUAGUCAUCAAGGAGAGACAUGCAAAGCAAAAAAAAGAUGUUUUUAUUGCAAGGCUUCACAUAACAGCGCCUUAUGUGAAAAAAGAAGCACACCAACUCUUAACAUUACGACACUUCCGAAGAAGCAGGAAUCAAUAUAUCCAGACAAAAAGGAAAGUCCGGUACUACUGUAUCACUCAACAGGCGAGCCCCAAACAAACAAAGCGAAAGACAUUUUACUCUUAUGCUCACAGCUGUCCUUCAUUUCAAAGAAAUUAUCCUCGCAAUUGCAAUUAGCAGAAUCAGAUCACCGAAAUAUGUUAGUAGCCCCAUUCGGCACAAAGGAACCUUUACAGUGUCCCACUGCCAAUGCGCAAUUGAGUAUAUGCACGGUGGACAAUGAAAUUAUCACAAUCAACACUCAUUUUGUCGAUUCACAAGAUAAAAAGGAAUUACGUUCUCGAUAUAUUAUGGUCCAUUCGAAAGUGGGACCUAUGAUAACGGGAGAAGGUUAUAUCGACGAACUUUGUAAUUCCAAAGGUCACUCUAUACCAAUAAUAUGCUCAGUAUACAAAUCCGAAUUCGGAAUUAGAAAAAUUCUGGAGACUGGAAAUGAUCGGUAUGUUGGCCGUGGAAAGACUCUAAACAAAGGCUUAGUAACAAUUACGGGUUAUGUAUCGGACGCUUGA
This is a messenger RNA of Loa loa (African eye worm), 831 nucleotides long. RefSeq lists its product as hypothetical. The transcript has 4 exons. The coding region runs from base 1 to 831 and encodes 276 amino acids. The record is from RefSeq and is a predicted model, not a curated record. Lineage: Eukaryota; Metazoa; Nematoda; Chromadorea; Rhabditida; Onchocercidae.